AUGGCUGCCAUCGAUGCUAACGUCCAACUCGCCCACGAUCCCUUCCUGGGGAUGACCGAGGAAGAUGAAAAAUUCUACAAAGGACUAGCCGCGAAAACGCUCGUCGCAGCCGCCACCUAUCCAAUUACCGCCGUGAAAACUCUAAUUCAACUUGGACAUGAACCAUUCCCGCUCUCCUCCGGCAAGGCCCUGAUCGUCGCCGGACGCAACGCCUACUUCUUGCCCAACGGAUUUAGCUAUGCUAAACAACUGGCCGAAAAGAAGGGCGUCAGCGUGCUGUGGACCGGGUUGGAUUCGGCGCUCGUCAGCUUCGUGGUGGGCGGCACCGUGGGACAUGUUGCCAAGAAGCACCUCGACAAGUAUUACCCGGAAGUCGGCGGGUCGGCCGAAUUUGACGGAAAGGAGGAGAAGGCCCUCAGCGACCACGAGUCAUUCCGCCGCAUGCUGCGCGCGUGCAUUCGUGACUCAACGGUGCGAACGGUGGCCGUCAUUGUGGCUCGACCCAUGACGGUGGUCUGCGUCCGACAAAUCGCCCAACUCAUCGGCGGCGAGGCAAAGUACCAAACUGUCUUCCAAGGACUCCGCCUGAUCGGCAUCGAGGAGGGACCAGGAGGGCUUUUCAGUGGCCUCAUCCCGCACAUUCUCGGCGAGCUGGCCGUCGUCGCCGGCGUCCACUUUGCCACCUACUUUGCCGAGCGCGCCAUCGUCCGCUCCGGCCUCUACGAGAAGGCCAACGAGAGCGAGCAGGGCAAGAAGGAGCUCGACGACGUACGCAAGGCCGUCCACUUUAUCGUGCCGUUCGCCGUCAACUCGGUCACGUACCCGUACUCCCUCGUCUCGACGGUGAUGGCCGUCGCUGGCAGUGGAUUGGCCGUUUCAUUCUUGCCUUACAGCCCGGCUUUCCCGACCUGGAUGAGCGCCUGGGACUACCUGUCGCCGCAUGGACUCAAGCGAGGAUCGCGUCUUUUCUUGCGCGAACAGCAAGGAGCCGUGUCCGUCGGCGUCGACAAGCAGCUCUACGCCACCAACCGCCACUUCGUC
Molecule: messenger RNA, 1041 nt
Organism: Mesorhabditis spiculigera
Lineage: Eukaryota; Metazoa; Nematoda; Chromadorea; Rhabditida; Rhabditidae
Source: the annotation of a GenBank genome assembly